Messenger RNA from Rhododendron vialii, 1321 nucleotides. Its product is annotated as transcription factor MYBS1. Bases 215 to 1111 code for a protein of 298 amino acids. Gene Ontology annotation, molecular function: DNA binding. The record is from RefSeq and is a predicted model, not a curated record. The transcript is spliced from 2 exons. NCBI's taxonomy places the organism in Eukaryota, Viridiplantae, Streptophyta, Magnoliopsida, Ericales, Ericaceae.
AGAGAGAGUUGUGUGAUUUUUUCAUGAACAUGACAAAUCAACCCAUCCCUUCAACCUCAAGUUGGUGGUCCUCUUUCAUUAAAGCUCUUUGAUUCCCACUGUCAUCCCUCACUGUUUCUUCUCUUCCCAUCUUACCCUACGCACCCUCUCUCUCUCUCUCUCUCUCUCUCUCUCAACCCAAACCCAAACCGAAACAACUUCCCUCAACUAACCCAUGUCUUCUGCUUCAAUAGAGUGGAGCAGAGCAGAAGAAAAAGCUUUUGAAAAUGCAAUUGCCAUUCACUGGACUGAUGACUCAAAAGAGCAGAAUUGGAGCAAAAUUGCUUCAAUGGUUCCCAAUAAAACCGUUGAAGAACUGAAGCAACAUUAUGAACUAUUACUCGAGGAUGUUAUUGCAAUCGAAGCAGGAAAGGUUCCGGUUCCCAAGUAUGUUGGAGAGGAAACGUCAUCUUCAUCAACGAAGGAUUUCCAUGGGAGUUGUGGUGGGGUUACUAGUACUGAGAAGAGAUCGAAUUGCGGUUUCGGAAGUGGGUAUUCGGGGUUGGGUCAGGACCCGAAUGGGCAUGGAGGGAAGGGGGGAGGAUCCAGGGCGGAGCAGGAGAGAAGAAAAGGGAUACCAUGGACAGAAGAAGAGCAUAGGCUGUUCUUGCUGGGUCUGGACAAGUUUGGAAAAGGAGACUGGAGGAGCAUUUCGAGAAACUUCGUAAUAUCAAGGACCCCAACACAAGUGGCAAGCCAUGCCCAGAAAUACUUCAUCCGACUCAACUCCAUGAACAGAGAUAGAAGGAGAUCCAGCAUCCACGACAUCACUAGUAUUAAUGGUGGUGAUCCUUCAACUCGACCCCCACCUAUCACCGGCCACCAAACUAAUGCAGCGGCAAACCCAACAAACGUGGCAGCAAUUGGACCGCCACCCAUCAAGCAUAGGAUUCCGCCCCCGAACAUGGCGGGUUUGGGAAUGUAUGGUGCACCAAUGGGGCAUCCUGUGGCGGCAGGUCCAAGUCACAUGGCAUCAGCUGUGGGUACACCGGUUAUGCUGACUCCUGGACACCACCACCCUUAUGUUGUCCCAUUAGCAUACCCUAUGGCACCUCCAACAAUGCACCAAUAACCUCUCCCCCUCUUUGAUGUGAUAAAAUUAUUCAAGCUAUGUUCACAUGGAAUUGGGUUGUGAGGUUUUUAACCGUACAAGAACGCAAUCGCACCAUUUAACACACCAUGACUGAUGUUUCCUUUGUGUUUUGGUGGUAAUGUAUGAAGGACCUUUCCAGGUGUCUUGAUACCCACUAUAUAUGAACUGAAAGGACCAGGCAAUUAGUAA